AUGGAGGCAACAAUGACGUCUGAAGAAGUGAAUGUGGUUGAAGUCGCAAACAGCAGCGAGCCACAGCCCACAUGCCCGGCUCCGCUGUUCGACGGAUAUUUGUCGGGCCAAGUCAGCGAGGGCGCGGCCGAGGACGCCUCCGAGCAUAUGGUGCAGGCGUCCGACAGCCACGAGCAACAGCAAACCAGGCCACAGGCCCAGGACAAGCCAAGGAGGAAGAAGGGGGUCGUUAAGCUCUCGGAGAGCAAACUCACACCGACCGCGGAUCAGAGCAACACCAACCUCAUUAUACGCAAGCUCUCGUCCCGAAUCAAUGAGGCCGAUCUAAAGCGCAUAUUUUCCCCCUACGGUGAGAUUGUCUCCGCGGCUGUGAUGCGCAACAUCCACACCGGCGAGAAUCUUGGCACCGCCUUUGUGCGUUACGCCACGGCGGACCAGGCCCGCGCUGCACUUCAGUACUGCCAUGGUCGCCUCAUACACGGCCGCACCAUCUCAGUGCAUUGGGCGAAGAAGCAGCACGACGACGCUCCUGUUGGCGAGGCCCGCAAGAAGAUCUUCAAGCUUUUCGUGCGGAAUAUACCACUCGACGUCACUGCGGAAGACUUGGCGCGCCUCUUCAGCCGCUUUGGGCCUGUCGGCAGCGUCACGCUACACAAGGACACCGCCAGUGUCGGCGACAAGCGGCUGGAGCGCCGCAUCGCGUUUGUAGCGUUCCUCAUGGAGGGUGUGGCGGAGAAGGCGGCGGAGGCCAUUCACAACACGCGGCCGUACCCGUCGUGCCGCCGCAUCCCGCUCAUGGUGAAGCUCGCUGAGGAUCACCAGAACAAGCGCACGCACGGCGCUCGCACCACGCAGCCGAGCGAGGUCGCCACGCCAGCCAAGUCGUCGGCGAGCACCAGCAUGUGCCUGAUAGACUCGAGCACGCGCAGCAGCACGUCGGCACAGCCGAACGGGACUGACGCGCUCCGCGACACGCCGAUGGUGCCGCAAACUAUCACGCCCAAUACCACGCAGCCGCCGGUUGUACGCCACACGCUGCGGCCGCUGCGGCCGCCCGUGCUUACCCCUACGCUGCUCUUGUGCGGUGACAGCAGCACGUGCUGCACUCCGUCCGCGGUGCAACUCGCGGUGGGUGAGUGGGGGCGACAGCAGCAGCGCUACAUGCACAACCCGUACAGCCCGCUGCGCCCGCGCAUGUACCUCGUGGUCAACUAG
Molecule: messenger RNA, 1215 nt
Organism: Trypanosoma grayi
Lineage: Eukaryota; Euglenozoa; Kinetoplastea; Trypanosomatida; Trypanosomatidae
Product: putative RNA-binding protein
Exons: 1
Coding region: 1-1215 (404 amino acids)
Cellular component (GO): ribonucleoprotein complex
Molecular function (GO): RNA binding
Source: RefSeq, a predicted model, not a curated record